This is a messenger RNA of Ascochyta rabiei, 1779 nucleotides long. RefSeq lists its product as uncharacterized. The coding region runs from base 1 to 1779 and encodes 592 amino acids. The transcript is spliced from 2 exons. NCBI's taxonomy places the organism in Eukaryota, Fungi, Ascomycota, Dothideomycetes, Pleosporales, Didymellaceae. The record is from RefSeq and is a predicted model, not a curated record.
AUGCUCAGACUUCUUCUCACAUCCGUAGUGGCUGCGGUGGUCAGUGCCAAAUGCUAUGAACCUACUUUUGCACAUCCAUUGCCAGAGUAUGAUGUCGGUGACGCGCUCCCUGCACAUGCGUUUGCCGAACUCAACACAGCCAUCACGUCCGCUGUUGCGGCACCCGAAUUUGCAGCGACAUCUUUUUCUAUAGCGAUCACGUCUUCGAAACAGACACUAUGGUCGAAGCAUCACACGGCUCGCGAACGAAACGCUUCUCGCCCCGACAUUGCGGAAGUCAAUGGCGACGCGCUUUAUCGAAUCGCGAGCAUCACCAAGACGUUCACUGUCCUUGGAGUCUUAUAUCAAGAAAAAGCGGGCAACCUGAGCUUGGAUGAGCCAAUUGACAAGUACAUAGUGGAACUAAAGGAGGCCCAGAAUGGUACCUUGCCGUGGAAGGACAUCACAUUGCGAAGUCUAGCCAGCCAGCUUAGUGGCAUACCGCGCGAAUGGGCUCAGGGAGACUUGAUCAACUUCGAGAAGUGGGGUGUAGAAGACCCGGUCAACUGGGGCUUACCACCAGUGUCACGACAGGGUCUGUGUAUUUGUGGCGAGUUCUCGCCUAAUUAUAAGAAGAUUUGCACCGAGAGUGGUGAGAUACACGCGUUGCUCACAAAUUUUGAGAACGCGCUGCUGACUUACUCUGCUGUAGAUCUUCUCGAUGCUCUGAAGUCAAAGAUACCUAUAUUCGCACCAAACCAGCAAUCAACUUACUCCAACGCCGCUUUCGAGUUACUGGGAAUGGUGCUUGAGCGAGUCACCGGCCAAAGCUACCGCUCCUUCAUUGAAGAAGCUGUGUUCAAGCCACUCAACAUGAGCAAGAGCACGUUGUCUUUGCCACCUGACUCGGCAGGAGUCAUUCCCCUGGGGCCACAGUACUGGGAUGUUGACGAAGGGAUACAGAGCCCCACGGGUGGCAUCUACAGUUCCUCCACAGAUUUGUCGAGAUACCUGCGUUACGUGCUCACACACUUCAACGGCAUCACGCAUGCUCUGAACUGGUUCAACCCAGCAUCGCCCACUCGCGGACUGAACUCAUUCUAUGCAGUUCCGUGGGAGAUUUUUCACACGGAUCGUGCAUUGCAGAACUCGCGUCGCACGGUGCGUUUCAUCACCAAAGGCGGGGGAUUGCCUGGGUAUACCUCAAAUAUCAUCAUUGCGCCCGAAUAUGACCUGGGAAUUACCAUCCUUGUUGCGGGCAACCCAGAGCUGCUUCCGAAGUUGCGAGAAUCUGUCACUGAGUUUGUUCGCCCUGCCGAGCAACUUGCGAUUCGACAACUCAACGAACGCUACGCAGGCACCUACGUCAGCUCCGAUUCGAGUCUGAAUUCGUCCGUUACAAUCGUUGCCGAUCAACGCGGCCUCGUAGUGACCGAGUUCAUCUCGAACUCCACUGACUUCCUACACGUUGGCAUCGUGAACGAAUGGAUUCCCAGGUAUGGCAUUGCGCAACUCGUGCCGACGCUGUUGUAUCGCAAUGCGAAGAAGCAACAAGGCGAAGAGUGGCGCGUCCAGCCAGUCGAGCAGCGUGAUCAUCAAGCAACCCAUGUCUGGGACGACUUUUGCAUGACAGAUAUCGAGGGCCCACUCUAUGCGGGCGUUGCGAUCAACAACUUUGUUUUCUGGGAUAAGAGCGAGGAUGGAGGAGAAUACGAAACUCUUGAGCUCAGCGCAUUCCGUGCAAACCUAACAAAAGUGCCUAGGAAGAGGUUCUUAGAAGAAGAGAGCAUGGAGCUGUAG